GAGUCCAAGGUCGCACAGUCCUCUCUGCUGCCUCGCUCGCUGAAUGGCUGGCAGUCCGCAGCAUCCCCGCCUCUGGCCACCGCAGCCACAGGUUUACAGUUCCCGGCAGCAGCGCCCCUCCCGAAGCCAACUGGAGCACCCUACUCUCUCCAGCACCCACCGUUGCCCUGUGCACCUCCCUGCCUCACUUCUCGCCACUCCCCUGGCGGUCGCUUUCCUCCCAACGACCCCCUCCCCCCCCAGGGGGUGCUUUGGCCACCAGAGACGCAAGCAGGGCUCAUUCCUCCCUGAGGGCCAGGAGGCCCGCAGAGAGCCUGAGAGUGGAAUCUAUUUACACGCGGUAUUAAUUAGUCUUUGAGGAGUCGUUCACCCACGUGUCAAUGUAAUUGUUGGUGUCCCGGCUGUAGGCUCGACCAGCCGCGACCGGGAAGAGAAAACCGCUCAGUCGCGGCGGGGAGUUGAAACCGCGCUCUGCGGAGCGUCCCCCCGUGGCCGGGCAGGACCUCGGACAGCGCCCGCGACACCAAUCCUUAGUCGCCUUGGGGCUUUCCAGCCUUGCUGGUAAAGCUGGGGCUGCUUCCUGUGCUUGCAGCUUCCAAAAUUUCGUCACCACACCCCUUCUGAAACUGGGACUCAUCGCGCCUGUUGUGUGGCUUUCUUUUUCUUCCGAAAGGUUCGGGUCUUAUCGCUCAAGUUCAAGUCCGGAGGACUUGCCCAGUCUCCUCCCCUUAAGUCAUUCUCUAUCCUCUGGCAACCGCGGAAAUCCGGGAGUCCUAGGCUGCUGGUGUCAGUGCCAACACAGGCAGUCCGGGUCGGUCGGGUGCAGCAACCGGGCGCAUUCGUCUCUCUCCCUCCCUUUCUUCCUUCCUCCGUCGUCUUCUCUACCUGCCCCUCCUUCUCUUGCCUCUUAAGUUUCCUGCACCGGGAAUUCAACUGUGCCAAGCCUAGGCUCCCGCGGACCAAUCCGGAUCGCGACCCGGGCACUGGGACAACGACUCCGCCAAGGCUGGACGAGGCAGCUGGACCUGUCCUCGCCCGAGCAUGGAGACGGAGCUCCGGGGAGGGCACGUCCCGGGCGCUGGAGACUCCAGGCCGUAGUAGCUCCUCCAUGGAGCCUGUUCAGAGCGGUUCUUGCUCGCUGCAUUUGCCUCCAGUCCUGUGCGGCUGCUGAGAGCGCUCCCUGCUCUGUAAAGUGGAUGUCAGGUGGAUCUAUGUUUUUGAAGGAACAAAGACUCAGCCAAGGCACCGCCAAGGAAGUUUGAGAGGAGGGAGGAUGCAGGCUGCGUGCUGGUACGUUCUUCUCCUCCUGCAGCCCACCGUCUACUUGGUCACGUGUGCCAACCUAACAAAUGGUGGGAAAUCGGAACUACUGAAGUCAGGGAGCAGCAAAUCCACGCUAAAGCACAUAUGGACAGAAAGCAGCAAAGACUUGUCUAUCAGUCGGCUCCUCUCACAGACUUUCCGUGGUAAAGAAAAUGACACAGAUUUGGACCUGCGCUAUGACACCCCAGAACCUUAUUCUGAGCAAGACCUCUGGGACUGGCUGAGGAACUCCACAGAUCUUCAGGAGCCUCGGCCCAGGGCCAAAAGACGGCCCAUUGUUAAAACUGGCAAGUUUAAGAAAAUGUUUGGAUGGGGUGAUUUUCAUUCCAACAUCAAAACAGUGAAGCUAAACCUGUUGAUAACUGGGAAAAUUGUAGAUCACGGCAAUGGAACCUUUAGUGUAUAUUUCAGGCAUAACUCCACUGGUCAAGGGAAUGUAUCUGUCAGCUUGGUGCCCCCAACAAAAAUCGUGGAAUUCGAUUUGGCACAACAAACCGUGAUUGAUGCUAAAGAUUCCAAGUCCUUCAACUGUCGCAUUGAGUAUGAGAAGGUUGACAAGGCCACCAAGAACACACUCUGCAACUACGACCCUUCAAAAACCUGUUACCAGGAGCAGACCCAAAGUCACGUGUCCUGGCUCUGCUCUAAGCCCUUCAAGGUGAUCUGUAUUUACAUUUCCUUUUAUAGUACAGACUAUAAACUAGUACAGAAGGUAUGCCCUGACUACAACUAUCACAGUGACACACCUUACUUUCCCUCCGGAUGAAGAUGAACAGGGCCUGAGACUGAAGCCUGCGGAGUUAAAGGUCAUAGGACAGGGCUGUCACCUUAAGGAAGAAGGUCACAUCUGUUGCCUGGAAUGUGUCUACCUUGCUGCUCUUGUUGACUGGUGCACACAUGCUAGUGGAAAACAAUUGAUGUCAUUUCUGCACAGUCAGCUUCAUCUCUCAGCAUAGUUGUAAAUCACCAUAGAUCUCAGAGUCUCAUCUGAAGACAUGCUGUCACGAAUAGAGGCCCAUGAGCAUCCAUUCUUGCACAUUUCAGCUCACAUCUAUCAUGGUUCCCUGUGAGAGAGCUUUCAUUGUCUGACUCAUGAUGGUUCAGGACAAACUAUGAUCAAACAAAAAGAAUUAACUAGACAGAGGAUGUGUCUAACAUGCUGUUACGGAAAUCUCUUUUAAGGUCUUGAGUCCAUGCUAAUCGAUAAUCCCCACUCAUGCAUUCCUACUGCUUGGAGUAGCUGUGCUGGUGAAUACUACUGUAGGAGUUAUAUGCUUGUUAAAUGGAAAAAAAUGUGUCUUUAGAGCUCAGUAUUCUUUAUUUUAUGAACACAACACAGUGUAGUAGCUUUUUCCCAGCAUACAGUAGACACAUUCAAGGUGAUACAGGGUGGCUUUUCUUUCUAUGGAGGGAGGAGCUUGUUCUCAGUAAAGAUGAGCAAACAUUUGGAAUUUACAUGUGGGCGGACAGCUUAUCUUGCCUAUCACCGGACCUUUGCAAUGCUGAUACCAACUAAGGCUGCUUAACACAAGUUCUGAUCAUUAUUUGAGAAGGGAAAUGCCGGGCAGACACCAUGUAAGUUAUAAGUGUCUGUCUUAUCUUUACUACACAUAUUGUAACAAACUCAAUAUCCUAGUCUUCAUUUGUAUGAAUGGUUUGUACUGUAUAUAGUUUAACCAAGUGUUAUUUGAGCUGCUUAUUAAUAUUAAAUUGUACUUGUCUCUCUGCUUGUUAUUGGUUAAAAAGGAAAAAAAAAGAUCUAAGGAAUCAAUUUUAUCAACGUAGCUGUGAACUCCAUUAAAAAGACAAAUUUAAUAUACAAAGCAUCUAUUCAGCUCAAGUAUUGUUGAAAGCUAUACAUAUACAACAUUACACUGUCUGUAUUUAGAUAUUUUAUUUCUGGAAAAAAGAAAUGUACAUAAAAAUAAAACACUUAAAGUUGAGUUUCAAUACGUACGUGUGUAACAUGGUGAUUUAAAAGGUUCUGACAAGAAGAAUGUGCUGGAAUACAGCCAUGGAUUUGCAUCACAUGUCUUUGAAUUUGAGCAGAAUUAUCUAAAUUGCUAUUAGCUGCCUAGUCAAAACAACUUAAGAGUCUCAGUAUCAAGCCUGGGAAGUAAUUGUGGCAUACAACAUUGCAUGCAUUUUUUGGUUUACUGCAACGUUAGCUAUUCAAGAGUACCAAGGAAGAAAAAGAAAUCAGUGAAUAUAGGGAAAAUAUUGUUGUUGCCUAAAUUAAUUAUAAUAAGUAGAUUUUCUCUCAUGUACAGUCUUUAUUUAAUUGGAGUAUUGAAGUGAAGGCUUUGUUUUCUCUUUAAAAGAAAACUGAGCUGUCUUGAAGAUGUGAAUUUCCCUGAGUGGUUGUGAUGACACUGUUCUCCUGGAGAAAUUGGGACAGCAUUGGAGAUCUCCAAGUCUCACAUUACUUAUACCAGAGGAGAUCCAACUAUGUAUGUAGCAUUGUAUAUGGACACUAAGAUUUAUUUUUACAGUUGUUGUACACAAUCCUAGAAAAAUAAACAGCUGAAGAAACGUUCAAGGUCACUCCUUUUUAAGACCACAGGUUUGGUGUUGAAAUAUAAAGAGUCUCAAAGUUAGCCAAAGAAGUCAAAUUAAGAGCACUCAGUCACUGUCACCCUCUGGCAUUCUGCUUAAGCUGGGCAUCUUUCUCACAGAGAAAACAACAGGAAGAUGACAAUAAAAGCCACACACUUCUCAAAGAAGAGCUCAAUCACCACUCUCAGGAAGGCAUCUUCUUCUCUUAAUCAAAUGGGUACCAUGCUAGGUGUCCUUAGAGCCACCUGCCAUGUGUAGGUAGCCAUCUCUAUCAAUAUGUGCAUGAACUGUCCAUGAAACUUAGAAGAUCUGUGGCAGAACAAGCAGGAAGAGCUUCAUGCAGUCCAGCUGUUGGAUAUGCUUGUCCCAAAUAAGUCUUUCCUGGUGCUUAUAAAUCAUGAGCACUUUGGAAUUGUUUCCAAGUAAACAAAAGAGAUAAAGGGAGAAAGCAGUCAUUUUCUUUAGCGUUAUUUGUUGAUUGAAUGUAGCUUUCAUUUAUGUAGUCUGAAGUGGUUUUUUUUUCCAAUCCAUAAUUCAAAAUAAGAUAAAAACUUGCUUUGGUCUCUACCCUUUUACUCUGUACUACCAAUACUGUUAAUAUAUCUUUACAAACAUAAAUAAUAUACCUAACACUGUGAUUCAUUUAUCUGCCAUUUUAUAGAUUUCUUGGGAAAAACACAAUGAAAACAUAUAGGCAACUUUUGAUUUCAAUUAUUUAGAAAUCAAAACGUUUAGACUCUUUUUGGGUCUAUAAAUAUCCUUCCAAAUUCCAACAUUUUCAACACUGACCAUAUAUUAUACCAAGAAUUCAUGGUGACACAGAAGUUUAACAAUUUAUCUGUACCCAAUGUCUUCUUCCUGUGGUUGCCAGGAACUAGGUAGAGGAAGAUCAUCAAUGUGAAGAUUUCAGAUAUUCAUACUAAAAUUCUAUUAGAGCAACUUGCUACUUCAGUGAGCUAGUUAACUAAGUUUUAAUUAUGUCUAAAAAUGUACUGGUCUUGUGAAAAAGGAACUUUAUGUAAUGAUAAAGAAACACCUCUCAGAGUUUGAAAAUUAUCUUAUACUUUCGAAAAGAUACAGAAGUAAACUUCCAUGAGUACAGUGCAUCUGAAGGAAGCAAGGGAUUGACAAUCAUCUAGUUUUCUUAAAAAAUGAAAGACAACAGAACAAAACAAAAUAAAAACCAACAUCUCAACAGAAUUGAAAUUAAGAAAAAGUGUAUUACCCUGGUUUCUUGCCUCUAUGAUGAAAAAACAUAUUGUCGGGUUUAUCCAUUUAUGACUAAAAAUGAAAAUGUUUGAGCUUUUGGUUCUAUGACUAUCAGUGAAGCUUUUGUGUUUGGGUAGAAGGAGACACAGUGGUAAUAAUGCAAGGCUAAUGUUAUUCUGCAAGAACUUGAGAGGUCCGUUAAAUGUAAAAGUGUUGCCUGAGACUUCACUUCAGCAAGGAAUUGUAAGCCAUAUUUUUUAACACAAUAGAUUUAAACAAACCCUGAGCAUCCUGAGAAACUGUUUUCUCACUGCUUUGCAUGGAAAAACUGCUUAACCAAUAUAAACAGCCCUUUGGAAGAGGAAUUUGCAUCUUUACCAUCAACUAUGAAUGCCACAUUUUAGCCAGAAGCAAACACAAAUGGAUAUAAACUUCCCACAACCUAGCUGACAUGUCAACUGCAGUCACUUUAUUAACUGUCAAUCAUUUUUAGUGUUAUUUUUAUUCAAAUCAAAUAAGAGUCAUUAGACACUAUAUAAAAUACUUGAAGCUGAUUUGCCUAAAUAUGAUCACUUAGUUUAUAAGUGUUAAAAACAUGAAUUCACCUGUGUAGCGUCAGCACAAUCCUUAAAACCUGAUUACUGGGUCAUCCUUUUGAAGAGAUUUCAGACACAUGUGUGUCAGAGAAUGGUUGCUGGGAAACACUGAGAAUGUUAGGACCUGCUCUCCAAAUUUUAUAUCCAAUUUAAAAAAUGGUUGAAGUAAAAUAUAUAAUUAUGUUUCUUUUAACUAGGGUGGAAAAAUGCAAGUCUUACAAAUAAAAAAUUUUAGUUUUGAGUUUUCCUCUGAGCAAUGUUAAGAGAAACAUUCUAGAAUGAGUGCCAUGCAUCUGGGAAAAUGUCUUAAGUUUGACCAAAUAAACUUUAAUGUUUUUAUUUCUGCCUUGCAGGAACAUGCAUCAUAUCAUUGAUAAGUAACAGGGAGGUGGCUACACUACUAGGAAAGUAAGCUGAGCUGCCUUUCCUUGGUGGCUGCAGCAGCUAUUGCUAGGGGAAGUCUAGGUCUAUUCUAGGUUUGAACCUGGAUUAGACACUCACCUCCAUUCUUCUCUGGGUAGCCUUUGCUGUCCUGGAUUUAUUUGCUCUAUAGCUCAGGCUGGCCUUGAAUGAGUAGAUUCACAUGCAGGGAUUAAAGGCAUGCACCCACAACACCCCAGCCCCCACAGCCAUUUCUAUUUCCACCUGGCUGGCACUGUUUUAUUAUUAAAGAUUCUGUGUUUGGACCUCACAUAGCAGCUCUAGCAUUCCUAGUCUCUGAUUCUCUUGUCUAAUCAAACAAGUGUUUGGACUUAAUCCUUGUAAUUGUGACUGUUGAAGAAAUACAGCAAGAGCUUUGGUAACAUGCAGCAACUGCUAAGUAACUGCAUUUAAAUACACACACACACACACACACACACACACACACACACACAACUGUCAUUGUCAAAAUUAAUUCUUUACCCUUUCUGAAAUCCAACUUUCAUAUUAAGCUUAUUUCUGUACUUAUUUUUUUGAGUUGCUAACAGUGUUUCAGGAGAAUGGAUAUCACAUGAUACCUGUUCAGUGGAUGGUUAUGAUUUCACAUUCAGGAAACUUCAGACACAGUUCCUAUACAAAUGCCAACCCUGGCCCCAGCUGAGGCAGAGGUCAGCUCUGAUUAUCACUGCCAAUUCACCAACGUAGCAGGCAAGGUCAUUUUCCCAAACUACUAUUUGCUAAAUCAUUUUUGGAUCGGAGACGUUGGCGAGAUGUCUUCCAGCUUGAUAAAUAUGAGGCUUGCAGAUCAGCAAUAUGGAGAGCAGUAAUGUAAUUCUGAAUUACUUCAGGUUCCUGCUCAGAGUCUCAUUUCAGGGAACUGUCUGCUGUAUGCUUAAGAAACUUCCAACAUGGUAACUUUAUUUUUCACUGAAAAUGACUCAAGGAAUUAUUAUAUGUGUUCAGUUAGAAUCUCCUCAUGUUGUUAGGUUAUGAAUUGAGUUUUUUUCACAGAUGUACUUUCACACAUACAAAACGUAGGCUAUUUUCUGCAUAAAGUUGAGUGCAUAAGUGAAUUUGAAAGGAUUGCUUAAACUUGUGUUUUAAUUUUAUUUUUUUCACUAUUUUAUUAUGCAAAGAAAUAGAGCAAAAGCUGCUUAUUUUUCUGCUUUCUGAAGUUUCCAAAUGAAAGAAACUUUGGGGGUUGCUUUGUGUGUUUAACUGUGUUUGCUGGUAUUCUAACAACUAAGUAAACUUCCACUCAUGCAAAUUUUUAAAUUUACUUGCACAUAUUAUACUAUUGUUCAAAACAAGAAUUAUUUAAAAGAACCAUAGUGUAAAGGAGAUUACUUCCUAUCAGUUUCCUUUCUUUACUAGUACCAUGUUCAUUUUUCUUCCAGAAUAGUCUGAGAACUUUCUUCAUCAUUAGCUGAGCCUGACCAUCAACUUCACAUUCUCUUUAAGUGUUAAGAGAAUAAAACUUAUCAACAGAACAUCAUGUAACUCAUCAUUAACAAGCUUUAUAUUACCAAAAGUACAAUAUUUCAUUUGAUAUGAGCCAUAAGAGAAUGAGUGUGCUUACUGAGGUACACUUGAUACCCAAUAAAUUAUAGAAGCAUAAGUACCUAGUGUUGCAUAUUUCUGGGUAUGUACACACCACCAUUGCACUGUAUAACAAGAAUAAAUCUAUUUAUCAUCCUCCCACAAAUUCUGUGUGCCCUAUUUUCAUCUCUGGCAACUCCUCCAAACAUUAUACUCCUAUUUCUUCCCUGAUAAUCCAUUUUGGACACUAUGGUGGUUCCCAUACUAGUUCAUUCUUUUAAAAUAUGUUGUUUUAUUUUGUGACAACCAACCUCAUACAUGCAUAUAAUGUGUUUGAUCAUACUCACCUCCCAUUACCCUGUUUUGUCCCAGUUUUCCUCCCCACUAUUUGAGUUUGAAAUUGUUUUGUUUUUGUUGUUGUUUACCAGGUCUCCUGCCCCACCCAUCAGAAAGAAGCUUAUCUUGUUUUCUUAAAGAGAAAUCUUGAAGCACUAGGACACACAUUCUGCAUCAUAUCUACCAUGUUUGUUAUGCAUGUUACGAAUAUAGAGUAAUAAAACCACCUUGCACAUUCAGAAACGGUGCUUCCUUAUUUACAUCACAGAGAAAAAGAAUUUGUUUUGUUUUGUUUGUUUUGCUAGAAAUGUAAUGAUUAAUGGUAACAUGUCUCUGGGAAAGAGUUUUAGUUCUUUCAACAUAAGACCCUUGCUUGUAUGUGAAAUUUUUGAAAUGUGCAAGGCUUCUAAUAGGGAACAUAGAGAACACAGGGAAUGUAGCUAGCAUGUGGAAUGCAGAAGCUGAUGAAUCCACAAGGUUAGGAUGCAAAAAUACAAAAACUGUUUGACAGUGUUGAUUAUGGAUAAACUGAUGGGAUGCGGGUCUUUGGAGAUGGCAGAAUGAGAUAAUGGUGAGUGAAAAUCAGGUACCAUUCCAAAUAAAACCAGAGUACCAUCCAUGACCUGUGGAUGUCUUAAGCAACCUGUGGAACAGCAUGAGAAGACCCUCAACAAACCUGAGUUGCCUGAGUUAUUAGGGUUUUUGCAUAGAUAUUUUGUUCCAGAGAAGAGUGGACAUUUUCUACAAUUAACUACAUAGUGUGAUAUUAAUACCUGGUAGGGAUAACUUCCAUCAUUCACUGGAGUUUGUGGAUGUGCUUUUACAGAACUAGGAGAUGUAGGACACUGUGAAUCAGGCUCAUCACGGAGUAAAGUCUAAUGAAGUACAUAGCAACUUAUUAGCACGCAAAGACCCUUUUCUAAAAUUUAUGUCCAGUAUAACUCCAUAAUUUUAUAUUUGUUUAUACAAUAAUCACAAUAAUGCUUUGGAUUAAAAUCAUACUUCCAGAAUUAUGAAGGAGAUUAUAAAGAUAAAUAAUGGUUGCAAAUCCAUACUCCAAUUAUUUUCUUGUCACGUUUCUAUAGUUUCCAAAUAAUGUAGUAAAUUUUUAAACUGAUACACAGAAACGAAGAGAAAUUUUAAGGCAAGCUACUGGAUCAUUUCCCUAAGUAAUAUACUGAAUUACAAAUAUUACUCAAUUUUAUGCUAAAAGAUAUCAGUGUAAUGCUUUCUUUUUUUACUACAUUGCAAAUCUAGUGUAUCCUUCCUUAAUUGCCUUGCUUAUAUAUUUGAAUACUGCAUUUCUAUAUCAGGCCUAUAAUUUAUGUGUUUCAGAUAUCAAUAAACUUCAAUAGGAAUUCUUCUUGAGCCUCUGAUCAGCUCACUUUACCCCUAGAAAUAAAUUUAUCCAUUGAACAUAUUUAUUUCAUGCUUUUUUUGUGCUGUGCACUAUGUAGAUUCUGAGAUAAGUCCAUAAAUAUCUAGACAUGAAAGCCAACUAAGAAAACCCUCACUAAAUAAGUACUUUGUAUGCUUUGUGGUAGUAAGUACUGUGAAGGAUAGAGUUAAUUAGUUUACUGUUCAUAUUUACCAUUGAUAACUGGUUCUUCUUUGGUGACACUAGAAAUAAGGAAGAGAGCUAGCCACAUAGUUAUAAUGUACAUCAGUACAUGGGCAAGCAUAGCAUUAUAAAUGGCUGUGGUAGAUUUGGCUAGGUAGAUGUAGGUUAGAGGAGAUGGAGCAGAGAGAAGCCUGCAGAGAAAGAUAAACUAAGCUAAAAGGAAGCAGUGUUUUGACUGCAUAGGGGUACCCAGAGGGUUUUGAGCAGAUAAAUUACAUGAUGGAACUAAAUUAUAUAAAAGGGAACUGUGAGUGGAGGAAGACCAGGUGUGAAACUGCUACAAUAAUGCAGGUAAGAGAUGAGAUGUGUCAGAUUUAGAUCAAGGUGGUGGUAGUGUAGGCAGCAGAAAGCCAUUAAAUUCUGGAUAUACUGCAAAGGUGGAGCCCUGGAUUCAUUUGUUGAUGGUGAGAUAUAAAAGAAACAAGAGCCACUGAUGGCUUAGUUAUGUUUUAUAUCUGGAUUAUAUAGAGAGGCAGACGUUUAUUUUAAAAUGUAUCAUUUAACCCAGAGAUGGCUCAGGGGUUAAAAGUAGUAGCUGUUCUUGCAGAGGGCAUCGGUUCUGUUCCCAGGAACCAAUGGUAACUAACAGGCAUCAGUUACUAUACUUCCAGGGGCUCCAAUGCCCUUUUCUGGUCUAUUAGGGCAUCAGGCAUGCACAUGCUAUGCACACACCUAUGCUGUCCAAACAUGCAUACACAUAAAACAAAAAUAAAUAAAAUCUUUAAGCAAACAAACAUUUUAAGGCACAUUUUGAAAUGUGCUGGCAAUCACUCAUGCUCACAUAUUAUCUGACUGGUGUUAGUACCAUUGGCCCAUCUCUUCAACACACUUGAAAGGGGAAGGAACUUAUAUUUUGAAGUCUAUUUAUCUCCUUUGGAUAUUCAUAACAUUUUAAUGCAUUAUGUUAUUUUUGUGUAGUUAUUUUCCUGAAUUGUGUCUCAUUAAAAUAAUUUAUUGGAGAGGAUUUAUGUUACGUUAAUUCACUGGAAAAUUGAGAGAAAAAUUAUUAUGUAAAUUGGAAGGAGCAAUUAAGUAGAUAGUGGUUUUUGAAGAUUUCUUAUUUCUUAUUGAGGUAUAACAACUAAAUAUAAUAAAAGGUUUCAUCAUGUAAUUUUCAAAUAUGCACAUUAUAUAACUUUAUCAUAUAUUUUAUGUUCAAUAGUUCAACUACUUAUAAUUGAUAUCUAACAUAUUUUCGUAUUGUCUACAAAUAGGGUGAUGAUUUUAAAACAGGAUUUAAUGUUGGCUAUGAAGUUUCCCAAAGUGUACAAACAGCCUUUUUAUUGGAAGAGAAAAUUUAGUUUCCAUUGCAUAUAAGAGAGUUUUUAAACUCAAAACUUUCAAUAAUAGUGAAUCUGAAUGAGUAAAAUAAAUCAUAUUAUUAAUUGAAUUAGUGAAAAAAGUUUAAAAAUUUAAGAUUACUUUUAAAAGUAUAUCUAUCUAUUAUAUAGCUAGCUAUAAGGAAACUAAUCAUUUUAACAAACAUUUUAAUAAUGUUUAAUAACUGUUAAAACAUAAUUUAUGCAUUUUAACUUUGAAACAAAAAUUAAUAAUAAAUAAUAAAACAAAAUAUUUGAUCAGUAAGUCUUUGGAAUGCUCCAAUCUUGCAGGCAAACCUUUUCCAAAUCUGUAGGUAUUGACAGGGGAGUUAAUCUGAAUUGUGCAACUAGGAAGUUUCAACACAGGAACAAAGCUUAGAGUUGUGAAUGCAAAUGUUAUGAUAAUUAAUGUGACUAGAAAAAUGUACUGUUCAUGUAAUUGUGUAUGUCAUUGUGUCCUCAGGGCUGAUUCAUUUGAUUCAGAUCAAUAUACUGUUGUGGGAUAAUUGAUUCUAAAAUAUUGUGCUGUAGAUUAAGCAUAUGGAAUCUAUAUUUAUUUAGAAACAUAAAUAUGUUUGCUACUCAAAUAGUUACAGUCAUAAGCUCUUGGUGACUUAUAUCGUUUGUCAAAACAUACAAAACAAGGUAGAACUGACUCAUUUCAUAUGGUAGAUAUAUUUCAUAUUAUUUACUCUUGUCCUUUAUAAAAACACUUUAGGAUUUCCUGUUACAGAAUAAUAGCUUAAUAAGCAGUUUUAUUAGCUAAGCAUUUUAACUAUUGCAUUUAUCCUAAACACAUUGCUGCUAAUGAGUUAUCUGGAGAAAGUGCUGAAUAAAGAGCUUUAAAAGAAGACAAGUCCUACAUUUAUGAGUGCUGCCUCUGAUUUUUAAUCUAUCCAUAAAUUCAUAUAGAAUGUGAUGGCAGACCUUGAUAGCACUUACACCUUUCAGUGUUUCUGAAUCAUAGAUAGCAUAUUUCAAAAGUUUGGGUCAGAUAUUUUGGCUCCCACAAUUAUAAUUGCAAAAGUCAUAUAUUUACGGUGAAAUUAAUAGAAAUAGCAUAUGGAGGAGCCAACAUUUUCUUUGACUUGAGUAUGGCAAUGCCCAACAAUUUAUUAAAUGUGCUCUAAUUGUUGUAUGUGAUCUUCCAGUAAAGCAGCAACAGACCUGGAUGAAGUCGCCCAUAGAUCUCUACUCCCCUUAUCAUCUCAGACCACAUUUUUAAACCAUUGCUUUUCUGAAAGUUUUCUUUGACCAAUAAAAUGUGCUUUGCUUCCUGUAAAGCAGGUAGGAAGGGACAAGAUACUAACAUUCUGCUAAGGGACAGAUUUCCUGUGAUCAGUAUGGCUGUCUUCAUUCAGACCUCUUAAGCAGACAAGCUAGGUGUUUUGUAUUGGCUCUCAUACCCCAUACUUGCAGGGUAGACAUUUUUCACUCUCUUUUCUCCUAUUCUUUGCUAUGCUUCUCCCCCUGCUCAGUUCUUGAUUCCACUAAUGAAUUCUGUUUAAAAUUGGCCCAUGGUAAGUUACAGAUAUUAAUAUUGAGAUAAGAAAAUGCUUCUAGGAAAUCUAUGUCAAACUAAUACUACAAAUUUGUAUUUGAUCAUAUGUUCAUUCUCAGUCAUGACUGCAAAAUGAUACUUUGUACCUGAAGAUUUUAGAAAGCACAUUUACUGAGGUAAAACUUACAUAAUAACAUGUAAUUAGUUUAAAAGUAUAGUUUAAUAGACUUGUACCUAGCUGUAUUCCUCAUUACAACCCUAACAUAGAACAUCCCCAUUACCCUAAAAUGUUCACCUUAAAAUGUCUUUUUGUAGUCAGUGUAACACCACAAAUGAUAUGCCAUUUUUCAACAUAUAUUAACCUUUUCUUGUUCUAGGUUUUCAUGUAAAAUAUACAUUCAUUUUUACUAGCUUCCCAGGUUCUAUACUGUUUUUGAGAAUCAUUCAGUUUAUGUCCUAUGAAUCACUCGGAUUUUAGCUAUUAUGAAGAAUGUUUCUUUGGAUAUUUAUGAAUAUGUUCUAUGUGGUGUUAAGUCUUAUUCCUUUAGGGUAAAUACUUAUGAUUAGAAAUAUGGGUUUUGUGAUCAUAAGAGUGUACUUUUGCAAAAAAGAGCAACUAGAUUAUGAAAUGGUUUCAUUAGUUUUAUAUUCCUAUGGACGGUUUAGAGUUAUAGUUGUCUUGUGGACUUCUCACAUUGGGUAUUGUCUGUCUUAUUUAUUAUAAGUCAUAUGUAAAACUACCUGCAAGUAGAUUAACUUUGUAUUUUCUUCAUGAUAUGUGAUUCAGGGUACUAUCUUAGAUACUUAUUAACAAUGUAUAAAUAUAUUAUUUUUUAUAGUCUAUUGAAAUAUUUUUAUUUUCAAAUUGAACUGUAGAAUUUCUAUUCAUCAUUUUGAAGUACAUAUUGUGGACAUUAAACUUUGUCAGAUAAGCAAUUUUGUCCACUCUUAGCUUACUCUCUAGUUUUAUUAAUGAGGUUUUAAGAAAAAAAUUUCAAAGUCUUAUUUAAAUAGUUGAUGCAUUACUGUUAUCUUAACAUUUUUGUCUCUAUAUAUUUUAUUUCAGAAUUAUCUGAGCAUAGUUAUUUUCAUUGAGAUAUAUGAUAUGUUUAAAGUUAGCUUUUGUGUUCUGUGGAAAAGUUGGUGCAGUGUCUUCAAAGGGGAAUAAUUUUCUUCCACUAUCUUUGUUGACAAAACUGUGCUUCCUGUUAAAUUAACAAAAUUUUGUAAAAAUCAGUGAUUGAACAUAUGUACAUGGUCUACUUUUCAACAUAUUUGUGUCACUUUGACAUCUAUGUCUAUGCAUUUUGAUAUAUGCUGAGUUCAUUGUUAUUAUGUGUUUUCAAAGUAUUCUUGUCUUAACCCAUGAUAUGUUUAAUUUACAAAUAUUUAAGAAUUUUCACAUUUCUUUUGGCUACUAAUUUUUAUCUUCUCUAUGGCUCAGAGAAAUAGCCUACAUGAGUGUCAUCUCUAGAUUUAUUGUGAGUUAUUUUGUAGGUCAGCAUAUAUUCUAUUAGUUAAGAUUUGUUCAUAUGACCUUAAAAGUGAUGUUUUACUGUUUUUAUUGUAAAGUAUAAUGUCAACUGUUUCAGGUUGGUAGCAAACAUUUAGACACUCAAUAUCCUUUCAGAUUUUGUGCAUAUAUGAUUUUCCAUUGUUAAGUAUAUUAAAAUUUGAAACUAUUAA
This is a messenger RNA of Mus musculus (house mouse), 14106 nucleotides long. RefSeq names its product neurexophilin 1 (gene Nxph1). The record is from RefSeq and is a predicted model, not a curated record. NCBI's taxonomy places the organism in Eukaryota, Metazoa, Chordata, Mammalia, Rodentia, Muridae. Bases 1274 to 2089 code for a protein of 271 amino acids. Gene Ontology annotation, cellular component: extracellular region. The transcript is spliced from 3 exons.